AUUUGAUAUAAUUCCUCAAAAGGCUCACAGCUUUCCUUCCCCCACAGCCACAGCGACACCCACAGCCGGAGGUGGAUCUGUGAGGCUCGUAUUAUAUUUGGGGUUGAUUUCGGAUUCCAAUCCGUUGUGGGAAAUGGGGGCAGAAAGCACCUCCGGCAGCGGUGGCCUUCACAGCACCAAUAAUUGUGUCGAAACCGAAGUGGUUUUGAAUAUCUAUGAUCUUACACCCGUUAACAGUUACACCUAUUGGUUCGGUUUUGGUAUUUUCCACUCGGGUAUUCAAGUCCAUGGUAAGGAGUAUGGUUUUGGAGCCCAUGACUUCCCAGCUAGUGGAGUUUUUGAAGUGGAACCAAAGAGCUGUCCAGGUUUUAUUUACCGAAAUUCUCUCUCCCUGGGUUCCACAAACCUUCCACACUCUGAAUUCCGGACAUUUAUUGAGGGUGUUGCUUCAGAGUAUCAUGGGGAUACCUAUCAUCUUAUCUCCAAGAAUUGCAACCAUUUCACAGAUGACAUUUCGUGGAGGUUGACAGGAAAAAGGAUCCCAGGCUGGGUGAAUCGGCUUGCUCGACUAGGUGCUUUAUGCAGUUGCCUGCUACCUGAAAGCCUUCAAGUAACUACAGUUAAACAAUUGCCAGAAUACCACGAAGUGUCUGAAGAUGAUGGUAGUGAGUCUCCAUCAAGUACCCCCCGUGAGUCAACAGAAAUCGAUGAUGAUCAAGAGAAGCGCCUGCUUUCACCAUUGGAGGGAACUGGGGAUGUGUCUUUUGUUAAAGAGGGUCACAGACUCACAGGUGAAAUGUAAUGCUGUUUAGGAAGUUGGCAUCGAUACUGACAAACUACUCCUGAAAUGCAAUACCCCUUUAGGCCCUUUCCUUUCUUUGUUUAGGGUAAUGGCUACUACAUGGAUGAAAAAGUGCUUGCCCCCAUUUUAGAAAGUAACUCUUCUCUUUGAAUUUGUAUUUGUUACCUGCGUGCAUAAUCGUUUAUUUGUAGUAGUUUUGUUUUUUUCACUUCUACUCGAAAGAAAAAAAAAUCAAGUCAUCCAUGUUUUUUCAGCCCACACCCCCCCUUUUUUUUUGUCAUUCAUUUAUUUAUUUUUACCAAGAAAAUUCUGGACUAGAUUGUAUCAUUGAUUGCUGUUGAGGUUCUUGUAUGUGGAUAUUAUUGGAAGUUGAAAUGAUGCAUUCAUCUUUCUCAUUCUUUGAAAUGAAUUCUGGUUUGGAAAAGAA
Humulus lupulus (European hop) is the source of this 1229-nucleotide messenger RNA. RefSeq names its product deSI-like protein At4g17486. Gene Ontology annotation, molecular function: deubiquitinase activity. Bases 134 to 802 code for a protein of 222 amino acids. Lineage: Eukaryota; Viridiplantae; Streptophyta; Magnoliopsida; Rosales; Cannabaceae. The transcript has 4 exons. Gene Ontology annotation, biological process: protein deubiquitination. The record is from RefSeq and is a predicted model, not a curated record.